Messenger RNA from Malassezia restricta, 1353 nucleotides. RefSeq lists its product as uncharacterized. NCBI's taxonomy places the organism in Eukaryota, Fungi, Basidiomycota, Malasseziomycetes, Malasseziales, Malasseziaceae. The coding region runs from base 1 to 1353 and encodes 450 amino acids. The record is from RefSeq and is a predicted model, not a curated record. The transcript has a single exon.
AUGUCUGAUGUGUCCGGGCGUCGUCCUCUAACCGGCGGUAGUCGCAUGAGCCCGUCAGCUGCGAAGGUGCACAGCAUCGGGAGCAUUUUGACUGUGGUCUCGUGUGUGUUCUUCGCCAUCUCGUUCAUCUCGUCGCUAACAGGUGUCCCCGGCGAGGUACCUACUCCCGCGGCUACAACUUUUAAUGCCAAGGGUAUAUCUGGACACUGCAAUCCAUUCUCAUAUCCUGGCCAUAUUGCACAUGAUCCAUUCCCUGUUUGGAAAACGUUUGACAAUGUCUGCCCAGCAUCCACCGCCAUGCCGGAUAUGCUCGCAUCACUACCAAAUGCAGUCUCGAGGACCCCGGGUCUUAAAAGCACGCUGCGCUCGCCUUUCAUUUCGAAGCAGAGGCAGGAUCAGCUUAUGCAGGCGUUUAAGAAUCGCACUGUGGUUCUCAUUGGCGAUGGUGUUGAUCGCACGAUGAUCAUGAACCUCUGUGACAUGGUCGGUGAGAAGCCCAUGUCGGUGGAUGCUACGCAUCCAUGGGGCGCAAGUCUCAAGAAUCAACCGCUUGGCAGAAAAGACCCGGGAGACACGCUUCUUGCAGAUUACUGCUACGUGCCGCAUUACUCCGCUAUUUUCACCUCGUUCUACCACUACGGAGCUGACACCAAUGAGCUUUGGCGCGAACAGCGUGACUAUCUUCCGCCGGGUCAAUUCGAGAAGCGCGUCUCGCAACUCUUGAAGCCAUACCUCGAAGCCAUGGCAACCCCCCUGCCAUAUAAUGUGCAGAUGCCGCUCGCUCGCUCCAGUAAGCCAGACCUCGUUGUGUUCUCCUCGAGUCUCUGGGAUCUGGCAGCAUGGGCCAUGGAAGAUGUAUCAACGUAUCAAACGAUUACAACAGGAGACCUCUCAGACAACCGCUUGCAAUGGUGGAGGUCACGCUCUGUUGAUAUGAUUGAAGAGCUCCGCCAACAGCUUGGUCCAUCAGUACCUCUGGCAUGGCGCAGCACUCAUGUCCCGAUGACCAAAGUCAAUGAUACUGUGCAAUGGUUCUUCUCCAGCAUGCAUGCGAAAUCUUCGCGCGCACCUGACGAAAAUGGUAUUCAAUUUGCUCACCCGAAUCGCAUAAUUCAAUUGAACCACGCUCGUCGUGCCACCUUAGCCAUGUCCAAUCAAGCUAGCGUGCGUGGUUGGCUGUCCAAGAAUGUGUGGAGUGCCAGUAGUAUGCCUCUGCUGCGCGAUAUUCCCUUCGGCGAAGUAACGAUGGGCCAAUCGACCACACAGGAUACUCUUCUUAAUCCAGGCAUCGAAACAUAUGCGUACAUGUUUUGGAGUAUGGUGCUGCAAGAGCUUUUGAACUUGAGCUUGUAG